AAAACAAAAAAAAUUAUUUAUACACGAAUCAAUUGAAAGGGAGACAUUCGACUAAAAACAUUCACACAUAUACACACAUUCCGCCGCCUUUGUAGAACACGGCAGGGACAGAACCGAAUCACUCGUCAUUCAAUGCUUGCAUUGGAAUCAGCGGAAAAUAAAACUUUGUCACAGCAUUUCAUAGAAGUCACCCCAACUAAUUGUACCCAAUUCCCCAGACGGAAUAAAGUAUUACAAUUAAAUAAAAACAGUAUCAAGGAUUAUGCUUUUUGGGUGAUUGUUCCAAAGAAAAGUUACCAAAAACCAACACGGCCAUGGAAUUCGAUUCGAAGUGUAUGCGUGUAAUUGGCACUGCUGCUGUUUCCAUUGUGGGCUAUCAAAUUAUUACAAAGUUUCUGCCUUGGCUGUACAUAAACAUAAUUGGUCCAAAAUUAUUUGGACCUAAGGUCGACGUUUGUCGCAUGGGAUCGUGGGCCGUUGUCACUGGUGCCACAGAUGGAAUUGGUAAAGCCUAUGCAAAAGAGUUGGCUAAGAAAGGACUUAAUAUCGUAUUGAUCAGUCGAAGCCUCAGCAAAUUGGAAACUGUUGCUAAGGAAAUUGCUCAAGCCUACAGUGUGGAUACCAAAUUUGUUGAUGUUGAUUUCACUGGCGGCGCAGAAAUUUAUGAAAAAAUUAAGACUAACCUCGAAGGAUUGGACAUUGGAGUUUUGGUAAACAAUGUUGGCAUGAGUUAUGCCCAUCCAGAAUUUUUUGUGGAAUUCAGUCAAAGUAAUCCCCAAUUUUUGCGAGACAUCAUUUCAGCCAACGUGCACUCGGUGACACACAUGACUGCUCUGAUAUUGCCAGCAAUGGUGGAGAAAAAAAAAGGAGUCAUUAUUAACAUAUCCUCAACUGCCGGUGUAAUACCAAAUCCUCUACUAACCGUUUACAGUUCCACAAAAGCAUUUGUGGAUAAAUUUAGUGCUGAUUUGCAAACCGAAUAUCGAGCUAGAGGCAUAGUCGUCCAAAGCAUACAACCAGGAUUUGUAGCCACGAAUAUGACAAGGAUACGUAAACCUAACACAUUCUCUCCAUCCGCCGAAACCUAUGUCAAAUCAGCUUUAAGUACACUUGGUAUAGCUGAACGCACUGCAGGUUAUUUUCCCCAUACUUUGAUGCAAAUCGUAAUUAUUGGAAUCGCAACGGUAUUUUGUGAGCAAUUUGCAAGUCAGUUGGUAUUUUCAAAUCUGUUAAAAACCCGCCAACGUGCCCUGCGGAACCUUGCCAAGAAGAAAUAAAUUAUAUGAAUAACAUUUGUCGAGGGCUACCAUCUUCCAACACCGAAGAACUUAUAUUUUGUUAAAAUUGUAAACGAAAAAAUUUGUUAAGGGGAAUAGUAUGUAUUUGUUAUAUUUGUAAGUAUUUCAACAAAAACAAUGACGCUACAAAAACGGAAAUAAAAAUAUGUAUUUAGACUAGACAGACAAAUAUUUGUUGCUAACGCGAGCAAGAUCGAUAGCUUUACAAAUGUUUAAUGCAUAUGCAUUUCAAAAACAAUACCGGUUACGAAAAUGUUUGCAAUUUACUGUUGAAGAUUAAUUUUAUUAUUUUAAAAUCAACCGUCAAAUUUGCUGGCAUUAUUUCAAAGACAGACAUUAUUUUAAAUGUCGAGAAGGAUAUAAUUAAGUAAGAUUCCUCGCUUAGUAAUAUUACAUAAUUUGUAACCUCAAUUUGUAAUUCUGUUGAAGUAAUAAAGCGACAAAUCAUCAAGUCAUUUUUAAUUAAA
Molecule: messenger RNA, 1765 nt
Organism: Stomoxys calcitrans (stable fly)
Lineage: Eukaryota; Metazoa; Arthropoda; Insecta; Diptera; Muscidae
Gene: spidey
Product: very-long-chain 3-oxoacyl-CoA reductase
Exons: 5
Coding region: 315-1277 (320 amino acids)
Cellular component (GO): endoplasmic reticulum
Molecular function (GO): oxidoreductase activity
Source: RefSeq, a predicted model, not a curated record